AUGCAGAAGAUUGUCGGGAUCGGAUCGGUCAUAGAUGGCAAAUUCAGAAGGUUCCUGUUCUACGAUGGUAUUUUUGACCAGCUCAAAAGGAUGGUGAAACCAUCAAACUGCUGCCAGCCCUACACCUUCAUCAAGAGUGGGCCGUCCUCUCAAACAUGCGAGGGAAAGCUCAAGCGAAUGAAGCCCCUUUACGGUGAAGCAUUCGACAGGCUCAAGAAUAUCGCAAGUGCAGAUAGCAUUCGUUAG
Molecule: messenger RNA, 246 nt
Organism: Sparassis crispa
Lineage: Eukaryota; Fungi; Basidiomycota; Agaricomycetes; Polyporales; Sparassidaceae
Exons: 5
Coding region: 1-246 (81 amino acids)
Source: RefSeq, a predicted model, not a curated record